Molecule: messenger RNA, 2078 nt
Organism: Sorex araneus (European shrew)
Lineage: Eukaryota; Metazoa; Chordata; Mammalia; Eulipotyphla; Soricidae
Gene: SAMSN1
Product: SAM domain, SH3 domain and nuclear localization signals 1
Exons: 17
Coding region: 1-2010 (669 amino acids)
Molecular function (GO): protein binding
Source: RefSeq, a predicted model, not a curated record
AUGAAUCUUUUCUGUUUUUCACUGGAAGGCUCCAUGGAGAGCUUAUAUGAGCGAGUCCCAGAGCAACAAGUUAACCAAGAAAACACCUCUGGAAGCACAGAUUCUCCUCCUUUUGGGAACAGUGGGAAAGCACACAAUCUCUUCACGGCAGUUCCUGAUUUUGAGAAUACAAAAUCAAAACGAAAGUCAACUUGGAGAUCUAUGUCUAAAAACAAAGUAUUUGAAGGGAAAACUGUGAGUCAAAUAUUCUGGCAGGAACCCAGAAAUUCUGAGAAUGAUUCCUACAGCAGAAGACUCUGUCAGCAAAAAGAUAUAGAUGAAGAUGAUUUCCAUUUGAGUAAUAAUAUACGUACUCCUCAAGGAAAAAACCCACAAGAUCUUCCCUAUCAGGUAACACACGAAAGCUGGAGCCCUUUCUAUUCCCAAAGAUAUGUUAAUACUCUUUCCAUAAUAGGAACUGUCUCAAAAAUAGCCAUAAAACCAGAUGGUGACCCAGUGGAAUCAAUAAGAACAUUAAAGCGACGACAGAAACUGGUCCAAACCAAGAAAGCUGGGGUUCAGAGUCUGAAUGAGAUGAAAUCUACAUUCAUAAAUCUCCAUGAUAGAGAUGAAGCAGUGACUUCCUGCAUGAAAUUAGUCAAAAUCCAAGAAAAGAAAGUUAGUAAUCCUAACACGAGGAUGAAGGGAAAAAUGGAGACAAAGUUGGAUUCUAUUUCUGCAUCCCUGCUUGGACCUCAUGCUUCAAACGGAUACAGCAUGGCAGAAAUGUUAUCCCACAAUGAAGGUGAAGUUCACAUGUGGAACAGCUGGAAGCCUUUCACAGAACAUCCACCUUGGACAUGUUUUGAUUUUCAAGCUGCUCAAGUUGGUCCCUGGUAUAACAGUUUCCAUUGUUCUCGCCAUGCGCGUCUCAAGACUUCUUGUACAGAUAUGGAUCUCCAACAUUAUUGGCGCAGCAGUAGUUUUGGGAAUUUUGAUCGUUUUCGGAAAAAUUCCAUUGCAAAAUCAGAUAAUUCAACUGAGGUACAUGAAGAGGAACUCACAAAUAGAAGUGAAGAACACAAAAGUUCAAAUAAUGCAGGUUUGGGUAAAAAAAUGAGAAAUAUCUCUUGGACAAUGAAGAAAAAAGUGGCUAAAAAGUAUAUCAAAGCUCUUUCCGAGGAAAAGGAUGAGGAAGAUGUAGAGGAUACUCUGCCUUGUCGGAAUAGUGAUCCCAUGAUUGGGACUCACAUGGAGAAGAUCUCCCUUGAAGCCAGCGACUCCAUGGACAGUAUCUAUAGUGGACAUAGCUCAUCAAGUGGAUUCACAAGCUGUUCAGAUGGUACAAGUAACAGGGAUAGCUUUCGACUUGACGACAAUGGCCUCUACACUGGACCAUUCCGAGGCCGGGCCAGGGUGCAUACUGAUUUCACGCCAAGCCCUUAUGACACUGAUUCCCUCAAAAUCAAGAAAGGAGACAUCAUAGACAUUAUCUGCAAAACACCAAUGGGGAUGUGGACAGGAAUGUUGAAUAAUAAGGUGGGAAACUUCAAGUUUAUCUAUGUGGAUGUCAUCUCAGAUGAGGAAGUUACCCCCAGGAAAACAAAGGCACACCGAAGGAGUGGCACCGAAAAGCAUAAGAGUCUGCAAGAGUUCUUAGAGAUGAUUCAACUUCAGGAAUAUACCUCAACACUUCUGCUCAAUGGUUAUGAGACCCUGGAAGAUUUAAAGGAUAUAAAAGAGAGUCAUCUCAUUGAAUUAGACAUCAAUAACCCAGAAGACAGGAUGAGGUUACUAUCAGCUACUGAAAGUCUCCUUGAUGAAGAAACUAUUCAGGAACAAGAAAAUGAAUCCGUGCCCUUAUCCUUAAGUCCAGGCACCUCUUUAAAUAAGUCACAGCUAGAUGACUGCCCGAGGGACUCUGGUUGCUAUAUCUCAUCAGAAAAUUCAGAUAAUGGCAAAGAAGAUCUGGAGUCUGGAAAUCUGUCAGACAUGGUACAGCAGAUUACUAUCACAGAACCAAGUGACUGAACAGACACUCUCAGCUUUGUCCCUACAGAAGCACUCUAUUUUAACUCUUUUGGAGCUUCAAUUCUAAG